Penicillium canariense is the source of this 2064-nucleotide messenger RNA. RefSeq lists its product as uncharacterized. Bases 1 to 2064 code for a protein of 687 amino acids. The record is from RefSeq and is a predicted model, not a curated record. NCBI's taxonomy places the organism in Eukaryota, Fungi, Ascomycota, Eurotiomycetes, Eurotiales, Aspergillaceae. The transcript is spliced from 3 exons.
AUGGGCACCGAUUCUGCCCUUUCGCAGUCGCAAUCAUGCGACACCACCGAACCUCCCACCGACGAGAGUUCGUUCAGAUUCACUCCUAUCAAGGCCCUCCGCUCACUCCCCCGGCUGUGGGAGCGCAAACCCGCAACCCCGUUCCGGACUGGUCUCAAGCGAAAGCUGUGGAAGCGCUUCCAGUCCUCUUUCUCCAACAUGCAGACUCUCGAGUCGUCGACCUCGUUGGACCACGACGCGUUGGAGACGGCGAUCAACGCAUCCAAGGAUGCGGCGUAUGCGCGUGGUGUGAAACGUCUGUGUGUUGGGGCUGGUGAAUCUGCCAGUCACGCCGAGUCGGAAGUACCGCAACCUGGACGCUCUUUUCUGGAAACAAAAUGGGAGUCAGAAGCAUCGCGGAAACGACGCAAAUUGCCCGAUGCGCCCUUUGAUGUUUACGAUGAAAGCUUGCCAAAGGCGUUGGGACAACCAACCACGGGAAAGCCUACUGAAAAGGAUCUUCAUUACGACCUGGAUGUUGACGGAGACCUCGCCAUGACUACUGAAUCACCCAUUCUCUUCAAGGCACCUUGGAGUCCUCCAAAAACAGCCGUCUUCCAGGCCACUAUUACUACUGAGAAUCUGAGUUCCCUCGCUUGUGACGACAGGGCGGUUGAGCAGCUUGAGUCUGCGCCGGCAGACCAAGAACAGUGCGAAAUCAUCGACGCAGGGCAGGGUGGAAAUGGCAAUAUGGCCGCAACCCCUACGAAGAUCAUGCGGAAUCUGACUACGGCACAAGAGGGGACGCUCGUGCGAUCGGCGUUGCGCAGCUCGUUGGACGGAGAGGACGCAGAGCUUCUGAAUGACUUUUUGUCCAAGGCCAAGGCCAAACGGGCAGCCAAAGCCGCCCUCGUUCGCUCUCAAGAGUCUGACGCCGCUGAGAAGUCAUCCAGUCCGGAGGCAUUAUCAGAUGCCGAGUGCGCGACCCCCCGGUCACGUCGGGCUCUUGAGGAUCUGGAUGCCAAUUCACCCUCCCCGGUUAAAGUUCAAAUCUCACCCUCCAAGGGGGAUUUUAUUCCCGGUGACGAAUCUCGCGAGGACACCACUAGCAAGGACAGUCAAGAUGAAGAGCCCGCCCCUGCAAGCCCUGCCUGUCGACGAAGCACCCGCGUCAAAGCUCCUCCCGCCAAUGCUCCCGCCGUGCGCAACACCAUCUCCCUGCGCCGGGCCAAGGGCACGGAGUUUGUGUUCCUCCAGCGCACUGAGGCCCAAGAGCUCUCAUUGGUUACCAGACGUAACACCAAGCACAACAAGGGCAGCUCCAUGAUGCCCAAAUACGCUCUCCAGGCCAUGGCCCAGGAAGACUCCUUGACGACCGAUAGUGACCGUCCGAGCCAGGGCCAAAGUCAGGGCCGGUCAGACCGCAAGGCAUCCAGCAAUCGCAAGGCUACAUCUCCAUCGCGCAAGAGCGUCACCUGGAACGAGGAGCGGAUGGUCGCGUACGAAGGUGACCUCCCGACUCCAGCAUCUUCCGACGCCGACGCCGAGACAGACGACACCAGCAAACAUGAUGUAGGCAGAGGCUCAUCGCGUGCACGCUCCGGAGCCAAGCGUUCCGAGAAGAAACCAUCCACCAGUCACCGCAGCUCCCGCCAGAUGCAGCAGCAGGCGGACGGCGAGGUAGGCCCGAGCGCGCCGACGAGCGCAGCCGCAGUGCCGGCAUCGACCCCGAAAUCGCGGCGGGUGCGGCGCCUGGGCGACUCCACCAUGACCUCGGGGACGCCCAUGAAGACGGGCAGCGGGCGCGUCAGCAAAGGGCCCGUGUCGGCGUCCUCGGUGGUUCCCACUGCGGCGGCCGGCCCUUCGACGCCUACUAAGCCACGCCGCAAGCUGAUUCCCAAGUCGCCGAGCUCGUCGCUGCUGUCAGCGCCGGUGUCCAAGGCGAACGACGGGAGUGAGCAGCCUUUUGUGAGUGGGAUUCCGACGCGAAGUGCGGGGGGCCCGGAGGGGACGAAGCGGACGAGUAUGCUGGCGGCCAGCGCCGGGUGCACGCCCAUGCCUCGGCGGGUGCGGGCGCGGACAUAA